CCUCUUAAGGAGGUUAGGUUUAGGAGUGACAAUGACAUUGAGCAUGAGUAAGAAUUUUUUGAAGAUCCUGACUACAUUACCCCUUACUCCGUGCAAUGAAAGUUACGAAACUGAAGAAAUAUCUUCUAAGGAUACGUUGAGUGUUGGAGGAAGCGAGGAAGUGAGGGCUUUAAAGUACGAUGAUGGGGGCAUGAAGAGUGGGCUGUCUGGGUUAAGAGAACUGAGGACGAGGUGUUAUGAUGUAAAGGUAGACAUUGUCUCUCAAGUGAAGGGCUCAAAUGUCAUAGAGGCUGCUGAGCUUUAUGGGCCUAGCUCGUUGAGUGAAGUUGAGAUGGAUAAAUUUUUGGGUUCUGCUAGGGGGUUAGCUAUUCCCAAGAACCGAGGAAGAAGUCAAAGACUUCUUAGAAUGUUGCAAGUGACAGAGGGGCUGGAAAUAAAGAAAGGGAGCAGCUCUCCAAAGAAAGUAAGGGAGCCAGAGGUUAGGGGAGACAAGGUGGUAAAGUUUGUACCUCGACCUCUUCUUGUUGAGCUUGAUCCCGAGCUCAGAGAGACUGGAGUUAUAACCCACGGCAAGGGUAAAGCUCUCGUUCCUACUCCUUCCUUCCAGAGUAGCAUAUUUGAGAACAAGACUAUGUUAGCAGCGAAGAGAUUUAUAAACUCAUAUGUUCCUGAAGUGGAUCGCCGUCGAGCAAGGAAGGAAGCGUUGACUCAUGGAGGGAGUUCAGUUGUUAAGCAUGCUUUUGAGAAGAAGAAUGGGGAGAUGCAGAAGCAGUUGGAUGAGGGAGUACCAACAGUGAUGAGUUUACAAGACGAGAGAGACUCGCUGAAGAUGAUUCUUUUAUUUGAAGAAAGGAAGAGGACAAUGUACGAAGAAAAGAUUGAAGCACAAGAAAAAGAGAUAAAGAAAAUGAAAGAAUCUAAAGCUGAGCUCAAAAAGAACGUGAAGCUAUUGGUGCAUAACGGGAUGGAAGAGCACAUUGCCAAAAAAAAGGUGAAAUCUCAAUAUCCCGAAGUGGAUCUAACGAAGAUCACCUUUGGCGAACAAGAGGAAAGCGUGGAGGAAGACGGUGAAAUGGAGGAAGGCGAAGUAGAGGUAGGGGGUAUCGAAGUUAAGGAGAGCCAACCACCUCUUCCAAUGGAGGUCCACCAAGUUCCCUCAGAAGAGGACUAGCCAUCUCUUCUUACAGAGAACCAACUUCCUCCCCCAGUAGAAUGAGCUUCUACUUUUUAUUUUGUGUUUAAGUUUGAACAAUACAACUAUUUUGUUUUGAAUAUUUUUGUAAGAUUUGAUUUAACAAUUUAUAUAUUGAGGAUUUGUUUCAAGAUUUAUUUUGUGUUACUGUUAAGUAAGAACUGAAAUAGAAGAAAUCACUUCAAAUGUGAAGUGAAAUUCGUUAAUAAAAGUGAAGUCCAAGG
This is a messenger RNA of Rubroshorea leprosula, 1416 nucleotides long. The record is from the annotation of a GenBank genome assembly. Lineage: Eukaryota; Viridiplantae; Streptophyta; Magnoliopsida; Malvales; Dipterocarpaceae.